UCUUCAGCCACAUCAUCAUCAUCUUCAUCUUCAACUACAUCAUCAGACUUUUCAUCUUCAGCUGCAUCAUCAUCAUCAGACUCUUCACCCUCAGCCACAUCAUCAACCUCAGACUCACCUUCAGCCACAUCAUCAUUAUCAUCACAUUCUUCAUCUUCAGCUGCAUCACCAUCAUCAGAUGCUUCAUCUUCAGCCACAUCAUCAUCCUCUUCAUCCUCAGCCACAUCAUCAUCAGACUCUUCAUCUACAGCCACAUCAUCAUCAUCAGACUCUUCAUCUUCAGCCACAUCAUCAUCCUCAGACUCUUCAUCAUCAGAUUCUUCAUCUUCAGCCACAUCAUCAUCCUCAGACUCUUCAUCUCCAGUCACAUUAUCAUCAGAAUCUUCAUCUUCAGCCACAUCAUCAUCAGACUCUUCAUCUUCAGUCACAUUAUCAUCAGAAUCUUCAUCUUCAGCUGAAUCAUCAUCAGCUACAUCAUCAUCCUCAGGCUCUUCAUCUUCAGCCACAUCGUCAUCCUCUUCAUCUUCAAACACAUCAUCCUCAGAGUCUUCAUCUUCAGCCUCAUCAUCAUCAUCAUCAGACUCUUCAUCCUCAGAUUCAUCAUCAUCAUCAGUCUCUUCAUUCUCAACCACAUCAUCGUCCCCAGACUUCUCAUCUUCAGCCAUGUCAUCAUCCACUUCAUCUUCAACCACAUCAUCAUCAGACUCAUAA
This is a messenger RNA of Thalassophryne amazonica, 711 nucleotides long. RefSeq lists its product as uncharacterized. Lineage: Eukaryota; Metazoa; Chordata; Actinopteri; Batrachoidiformes; Batrachoididae. The annotation marks the transcript as partial. The transcript is spliced from 2 exons. The record is from RefSeq and is a predicted model, not a curated record.